Molecule: messenger RNA, 2555 nt
Organism: Castor canadensis (American beaver)
Lineage: Eukaryota; Metazoa; Chordata; Mammalia; Rodentia; Castoridae
Gene: Lpxn
Product: leupaxin
Biological process (GO): substrate adhesion-dependent cell spreading; negative regulation of B cell receptor signaling pathway; endothelial cell migration
Source: RefSeq, a predicted model, not a curated record
UAAACAGUUGCGUCUCGCGACAAUCCCAAAGUGACCUUUUCCCCCCUCAGGAAUCCAACGCACGCUAGGGCCAGUGGGAGGGGCAGGUUUGGUGAGGAUGGUGGAUGGGAAGAAAACGCACCUCCUUCCCUACCUUGCGCGCACCCUACACUGGCUGCGCGCGCACCUGCCUCCCUAAGGAGCUGCUGUUGCCACAAGGGCUCUUUUUAUCCUUCUUUAAAGCGAAGAAAUAGCCUGGGCGUCCUUCCGCCUCCACCUCGACCCCACUUUCCUGUCUCUGGCCUUCUUGUUACCAGCGCCGCCGGGUCUUGCGGAGAAAAGGGGAGAAUAUUUUGAGCUGUCGCUUCUCCUUUAAGAAAAAAAGCCCCGUCCGUUGCCGGAUGAAAGUCCCUGAAAAAAAUGGCGGCGGUAGGGCAGAGGCGGGGCUAUUGGGGCAGAGAGGAACCGCCCUUCGGCGCAAGCGUACGGCUAAGUUAGCCAAGGGCAACUUGGGAGAUGAAGUUCUGAACUGACAUUCUGCGUCGGGAAGAGUUAGGAAACUCCAGGCCAAGAGGACGCUGGGAGUACUCGGCAGAUUGGUGAUGGGAAAGAUGCCUUAUUGGAGGAACUGGAGCGCUCCACUCUCCAGGAUAGUGAUGAAUAUUCUAACCCUGAUCCUGUUCCCCUGGGUCAGCAUUCCAUAAGAGAGAAUAGCAUGAUGGAGACUUCAAAGGGUAACACAAGUCCCUUGAAGGUACAGCUCGUGUAUACUACCAAUAUCCAGGAUCCCAAUGUCUACAGUGAGGUCCAAGAACAAAGGGAAUCACCAGCACCUCCUAAAACCUCAGCAGCUGCUCAGUUGGAUGAGCUCAUGGCCCACCUGAGUGAAAUGCAGGCCACGGUUGCAGUGAAAGCAGAUAUCAGCAAGAGGCACUUACCAGACAAACAGGAUCACGAAGCCUCCUUGGACUCAAUGCUUGGGGGUUUGGAACAGGAAUUGCAGGACCUUGGGAUUGCCACAGUGCCCAAGGGCCAUUGUGCUUCCUGCCGGAAACCGAUUGCUGGAAAGAUGAUCCAUGCUUUAGGACAAUCCUGGCAUCCAGAGCACUUUGUCUGUACUCACUGCAAAGAAGAGAUUGGUCCCAGUCCCUUCUUUGAGCGGAGUGGCUUGGCCUACUGCCCCAAGGACUACCACCAGCUUUUUUCUCCACGCUGUGCCUACUGUGCUGCUCCCAUCCUGGAUAAAGUACUGACAGCAAUGAACCAGACCUGGCACCCAGAGCACUUCUUCUGCUCUCACUGUGGUGAGGUGUUUGGUGAAGAAGGCUUUCAUGAGAAGGACAAGAAGCCAUAUUGUCGAAAGGAUUUCUUAGCCAUGUUCUCACCAAAGUGUGGUGGCUGCAACCUGCCAGUGUUGGAAAACUACCUUUCAGCCAUGGACAAUGUCUGGCACCCAGAGUGCUUUGUGUGUGGGGACUGCUUCAGCAGUUUUUCUACUGGCUCCUUCUUUGAACUGGAUGGACGUCCAUUCUGUGAGCUCCAUUAUCAUCACCGCAGAGGAACUCUCUGCUACGGAUGUGGGCAGCCCAUCACUGGCCGCUGCAUCAGUGCCAUGGGGCACAGGUUCCAUCCUGAGCACUUCGUAUGUGCUUUCUGCCUGACACAGCUGUCCAAGGGCAUCUUCAGGGAGCAGAAUGACAAGACCUAUUGCCAAUCCUGCUUCAACAAGCUCUUCUCACUGUAAUCUUACCUCUCCACAUCCUCUUCAGAUUGCCUACAAAAUUUUAAGCCAAGAUAGGAAACAGUACAUUUGCUGUUAUUGACCUGCUCAGUAGGUUUGUAGAGAAUGUAAAGGUGAUGAGCAAAUAAGGGAACUUCUAGAUGAUAUAUAACUAACUUGGUAAUUUUAUUUUUUAAGCUCUACUCUUACUUUAUUUUAAAAAUCAUACACUUAGAUUUAGAGCUAGGUUCUGCUGUCUGGUCCUUCUGCUGGUGUAUUUUGCACAUGUGAAGUUCACUUCACCACUGGUUUUCUCUUCCUCCAUUUUCACCUUUUUUGAUGGUCCUGUUCAGAUCUUUUUCUAUGACCCUCAGAAUCAUUGUUCAAGCUUCCCUUAUUUCCCUGUGGCUCACUGUCCCAUUAUCACUGCUACGACUUUCUCUUUGCUUAGGAAUCAUAGUAAUUACCUUUAAGCUCUUUGCAUCUCCCUUCAAUGUAUUUCUCUUUUUUAAGAGGAAGUUGAAUUUAACUGACAUCUUUGAUAAAUAAAAUGGCUUGUGGUUUUAAUGACUCAUUGUCAUAUUACUUGGUAGAUUUUCUGCUUCCUAUGUUAAGUAGACAUUAUUUGAAGUUAAAUUUGUAUCUUCUUUUUUCUUUCCAUAUAACAGACAUUUGUUUUGUAAAUUAGAAAAAAUUAAAAGGAGAGACUCUUAUUCACUAACUCUUCUCUUUACUUUUGGGCCCAUAACCAUUUAUUUUGGGAUUUGGAGUUAGAGCAUUGAAUCAUCUUAAAAGGUGGCAAAGCUUCUUAAAACUUUUUAUCACUUUAUUUACAUAAAGAGAAAAUGUGGCUCUC